AUGUCCAUCUUGUCGUGCCGUGUGUUGUGUUUGUUGGCCAUUGUGCUCUGCUGUGUGGGUGUGGCUCAUGCUGAUCCUGCUGCUUCACAAAGAAGCGUAGGAAAAGUGAAUGAGGAAGCAGAGAUGGUGGAAAAGACCAAAGAACUGAAGGAGGAGUGUGUGAAAGCAACCAACGCUGCUAAAAAGGUCGCGGAUGAAGCUCAAGAAUUUGUUUCUACUACUCAGGAUAAUCUCGAAACAAUUGCUGCUGACUCCAAAAAAGUGGAGGAAACGAAGAGUAAAGGUCAUGAACUCAUUGAAAAGGCAACGAAGGCUGCAGAGAAAGCAAAAGAAAUGGCCGACAAAAUUUUUGAAAGUAAAACUGAAACUGAAGAAAAAACGGCUAUUCUCUUUCAGGAAGAACUAGAUAAGGCAAGGGAAGCAGCUGACGAUGCUAUAGAUGCUGAGGGAAUGGCGAACACUUCUGUUAAUGAUGUGAAGAAUCUCCUGAAGGAACUCGAUGCCGCAGUUGCUGCUGCCAAAGAGAGGGAGAAGGAAAAACAGGUGGAUCCUCAACCACAGCCACAGGAACAGACAAAUGAAACAUCUCUUGGUGAGCAGCAAGGCCAUACAGAAGGAAAUAAGACGGAGCAAACACAAGAAAAACAAAAACAGCCUUCUAGUUCU
Trypanosoma theileri is the source of this 666-nucleotide messenger RNA. RefSeq lists its product as uncharacterized. The transcript has a single exon. The annotation marks the transcript as partial. Lineage: Eukaryota; Euglenozoa; Kinetoplastea; Trypanosomatida; Trypanosomatidae. The record is from RefSeq and is a predicted model, not a curated record.